AUGGCGGAGAUAAGUCAUCCUCCAAUGGAACAGCUUCAAGACCUUGAGUAUUGCAUCGACUCUAAUCCUUCUUGGCCUGAAACAGUGUUACUAGCAUUUCAAAACUACAUUCUAAUGCUUGGAUCAAGUGCCUUUAUACCUGCAUUGCUCGUACCAGCAAUGGGUGGGACCGAUGGGGACAAAGCGCGAGUGAUGCAGACGCUACUCUUUGUAGCUGGUAUCAAGACACUUCUUCAAGCUCUUUUCGGCACGAGGUUGCCUGCUGUUGUUGGAGGCUCUUUUGCUUAUGUAGUCCCCAUUGCUUACAUCAUUAACGACUCCUCCUUGCAAAAGAUCUCUAAUGAUCAUGAGAGGUUUGUUCACACAAUGCGAGCUAUACAAGGAGCAUUGAUUGUAGCAUCAAGCUUACAGAUCAUUCUCGGAUACAGCCAAGUAUGGGGACUGUUCUCAAGGUUUUUCAGUCCUCUAGGAAUGGCACCAGUUGUCGGAUUGGUUGGUCUCGGGAUGUUCCAGCGAGGAUUUCCACAGCUCGGGAACUGCAUUGAGAUAGGACUACCGAUGCUACUGCUCGUCAUCGGAGUAACACAAUAUCUAAAACAUGUCAGACCGUUUAAAGACAUACCGAUCUUUGAGAGAUUUCCGAUCUUGAUCUGCGUGACUUUCGUUUGGAUCUACGCCAUAAUCCUCACCGCGAGUGGAGCUUACAGAGGAAGGCCAUCACAUACACAGCAUAGUUGUCGAACAGACAGAGCAAAUCUUAUAUCAACAGCUCCAUGGUUCAAAUUCCCAUACCCUCUCCAAUGGGGACCUCCAACGUUUGCAGUUGGCCAUUCCUUCGCUAUGAUGUCUGCGGUUCUUGUAUCCAUGGUCGAGUCGACUGCAGCUUACAUGGCAGCUUCAAGAUUAGCUAUAGCCACGCCACCUCCUGCUUAUGUACUAAGUAGAGGCAUUGGAUGGCAGGGGAUUGGUGUGUUGCUUGAUGGUCUGUUUGGGACAGGCACAGGCUCUACUGUUCUUGUAGAGAAUGUAGGACUUCUAGGGUUAACAAGAGUAGGAAGUCGUCGUGUUGUUCAAGUAUCAGCAGGCUUCAUGAUCUUCUUCUCUACAUUAGGCAAAUUCGGUGCGGUGUUCGCGUCUAUACCAGUUCCGAUAUACGCAGCAUUGCACUGUGUCCUCUUUGGCCUCGUUGCUGCGGUUGGUCUCUCGUUUCUUCAGUUCACGAACAUGAACUCGAUGAGGAACUUGACGAUCACGGGUCUUUCGCUGUUUCUCGGAAUCUCCAUACCUCAGUUCUUUGUUCAGUACUGGGACGAGAGACAUUACGGGCUGGUUCACACGAACGCGGGGUGGUUCAACGCGUUUUUGAACACUGUGUUCAUGUCUCCGGCGACCGUGGGUUUGAUCAUUGCGGUGUUCAUGGACAAUACGAUGGAGGUUGAGAGGUCGAAGAAAGACAGAGGCAUGCCUUGGUGGGUAAAGUUUAGAACUUUCCGUGGUGAUAAUCGUAAUGAAGAGUUCUACACUUUGCCCUUUAACCUCAACAGAUUCUUCCCUCCUACUUAG
Microthlaspi erraticum is the source of this 1563-nucleotide messenger RNA. The record is from the annotation of a GenBank genome assembly. Lineage: Eukaryota; Viridiplantae; Streptophyta; Magnoliopsida; Brassicales; Brassicaceae.